Messenger RNA from Archocentrus centrarchus (flier cichlid), 2142 nucleotides. RefSeq names its product ring finger protein, transmembrane 2 (gene rnft2). Gene Ontology annotation, molecular function: ubiquitin protein ligase activity. The transcript is spliced from 10 exons. NCBI's taxonomy places the organism in Eukaryota, Metazoa, Chordata, Actinopteri, Cichliformes, Cichlidae. The coding region runs from base 259 to 1602 and encodes 447 amino acids. Gene Ontology annotation, biological process: positive regulation of ERAD pathway. The record is from RefSeq and is a predicted model, not a curated record.
AAACGGUGGGAUUUUUUCAGCGAAUUUUGACAUCUAGCAUCAGCAAAACUAAUCCUCAACACGGAUGUGGUGUGGUCCGAAAGAGGACGCUGAUUGGUAGAUGCCGUCCUCCGUUACGCAACACCGGAAGUUUUCCGAACGGAGCAUCUUGGCAGCAGCAACAGUCUAGCUAACCAUUUAGAUUAACCAUGACUAGGGCUAAAGGUCGGUACACUGCAUUAAUUCAGGGUUGGACCAUGUGGUGAUGAUCGGUAUGCCAUGCAGAGGAGACACAGCAGCAACACGGAUGGCAUGCCCUCUGAAAGGAGCCGAAGCCAAACUCUGGGAUCAGAGAGCAGCCUGGAUGAAGGUGGUGUGUUUGACUGCCUGAAGCCUGACUCACCCGCUUCUCCCCAGCAGAUCUUCUCAGGCCUGGUUGGUGUCCCCUCCAGCUCUGUCUCCUCUGCCCAAUUCCAGGCAGCUGGCUUAGUCCUGGGCUCUCCCCCUGAAGUUUUUAUCCAGAUGACAGCAUCAUCCAGAGAGGAAGGGGGCCCCCAUCGCACAGAGGGUGGACCUUUUCUCCCUCGGCCUCCCCAGCACCACCAUCACCAUCACCACUUCCACCACCAGCCUCUGCAGCACAGGACCUCCUCUCUGCUCCAGCAGGCUACUACAGCAGCUGGCUCAGAAAGGCACAGCUCCAGGGAGGAGGCCCAGGAAGACCAGUCCACCCCGGCCCCAGCUUUGUCUGAGUUGAAAGCAGUGGUCACCUGGCUCCAGAGGGGCUUCCCUUUCAUCCUUAUUUUGUUGGCUAAAGUCUGCUUUCAGCAUAAACUAGGUAUUGCUGUGUGUGUGGGGAUGGCUAGCACAUUUGCCUAUGCCAAUUCCACUUUAAGGCACCAAGUAUCAUUACGGGAGGAACGUUCUGUGUUUGUUGCUCUGUGGAUCAUCAUGUUCCUCGGAGGGAACAUUGUGUAUAUCUAUUACACAUUUAGUCAUGAAGAGCUGCACAACAGCCUCAUAUUUGCCAAGCCCGUCCUCAGCAGCUUUGACUUCUUUGAUCUGAUCUGGGCGGUGGGCAUCACCGACUUUGUGCUUAAAUACGUCACCAUCAUCCUGAAAUGCUUCGUCCUCUUUCUUCCCAAGAUUCUCCUGGCAUUCAAAUCCAGGGGUAAGUUCUACCUGCUGAUUGAGGAGCUGAGCCAGCUGUUUCGAGCCCUCGUGCCCAUCCAGUUAUGGUACAAGUACAUCAUGGGAGAAGACCCCUCAAACAGCUACCUCCUGGGAGCCACGCUCAUCAUCAUCUACAGCCUCUGCAAGUCCUUUGACAUCUGUGGACGUAUAUCUACAAUACGCAAGGCCCUGGUCAUGCUCUGCAGCACCCAGAGUUAUGGAGUGAGAGCCGGCAGUCAGCAGUGCAGCGAGGCGGGUGAUGUCUGUGCUAUUUGUCAGGCUGAUUUUAGAGACCCCGUAGCUCUUCUCUGUCAGCACGUGUUCUGCGAGGAGUGCCUGUGUUUGUGGUUUGACCGCGAGAGAACGUGUCCACUGUGUCGUUCUACUGUCAUUGAGACCCUGAGAUGCUGGAAGGAUGGCACCACCUCGGCUCACUUCCAAAUCUACUAACUUCUAAUAAUAAAUCACGAGCAACCAGAGAGAUGUGAUUGUACUGAGAUACGAGGUGGACGGUGUUGUUUCUGCAAAUGUCUCAUUUAAAUCAGGCUAGGAAUAACUGAAGUACAUUUUUCACAUAACAUUUCACUUUAAGUGUGGUGAUGAUGUAAAAAGUGAUUAUAAUUUUGUCAUUGUCUUGUUUUCAUUUGUGUUUAGGUCUGUGAUUGCAGAAAUCAGUUUGUACUCUCUUUAGGUAGGAAAGGUUUUUGUUGGUAAAAAAGUAUUUAAGCGUAUUUAGAUACUGAAUAAUGAACAAGGUGCUUAUCUACCCUGACUAUAAACAAUGCACUGUAAAAGUGUUUAUAUGGAGUGCAGGCAGGCGCCGUAGUCGUACAUUGUCACUGACAUCAGGGACACAUCUGAUAAUCUUCCACACUGUAAAUUCUUUCAUUGUUAUUCCUUAUUUAUGUUGUGACUAUUGAGUAUUUUAUUUAGAAUAAUUUAGGACUUGUGCAGUGCAGCACUGAGAUUGUUGGUUUUAAAAUAAAGCAC